This is a messenger RNA of Panicum hallii, 947 nucleotides long. RefSeq names its product probable WRKY transcription factor 48. Gene Ontology annotation, molecular function: sequence-specific DNA binding; DNA-binding transcription factor activity. Bases 1 to 651 code for a protein of 216 amino acids. NCBI's taxonomy places the organism in Eukaryota, Viridiplantae, Streptophyta, Magnoliopsida, Poales, Poaceae. Gene Ontology annotation, biological process: regulation of DNA-templated transcription. The record is from RefSeq and is a predicted model, not a curated record. The transcript is spliced from 2 exons.
AUGGAAGACUCGCAGCGAGGAGGCAGCCAGCAGCCGAAUCCACAGCUGCCUGGGUUCCUCGCCUCGCCGGUUGCCGCCGCGCCACAGCUUGUGCCGCAGGCGUGCACCAGUGGCACGGGCGGCGCGCUGAGCUGCCCGCCGGCCGCGUUGGACUGGGCGUCGCUGCUCCUCCCGCGCGCGCCGGGGUCGUUGCACGAUGUCCGGGCGACGACUUCGCAGGAGCAGGCGAUGGCAGGGGCUAGUGGUUGUAGUAGCAGCACGGCAGGGGAUGGCGACGGGGAGACGGAAGCCGGGAAGAAGGGCGGCGGGACGAGGGGGAACAAGAAGAAGAAGAAGCCGAGCCGGCCGCGGUUCGCGUUCCAGACGCGGAGCGAGAACGACAUCCUCGACGACGGCUACCGGUGGAGGAAGUACGGCCAGAAGGCCGUCAAGAACAGCGCGUACCCCAGGAGCUACUACCGGUGCACACACCACACGUGCAACGUGAAGAAGCAGGUGCAGCGGCUGGCCAGGGACACGAGCAUCGUGGUGACCACGUACGAGGGCGUGCACAACCACCCGUGCGAGAAGCUCAUGGAGGCCCUCAGCCCAAUCCUCAAGCAGCUCCAGCUCCUCUCGCAGCUCCAGUGUAGCACUAAUCAGCUCAUCUGAUGAGCUAGUAUUCAUCUGACACAGAUGACAGCGCGAACUAAUGCAGAUUUAUUUACUGCCCAAAGUGUACAAAUCAAAACACGCUCUAGAUCGGGAAGAGAAGGAAAUAGGCUGUCCUACCUCCCAAAUACAAAUGUGUUCCUUCUUGUUUCAUGCAUAUACAAAUGUCUGUAGGCACUGAUCAUGAUGCAUGUGUUGUGUUGUAAACUUACAAAAGAAUCUAUGUGCUAAACUGCUGAUCAGAAAGGCCCUAGUAAUAAACUUACAAAGGAAUGUAAUUUUAUUGUGCAAGUCAA